UAAAGGGUGACUUUCUGACUUUUAUUUUCAUAAAUCACGUCGAGUCAAACAUCAUCGGACAUUUUUAACAACGUGAAUAAUUGUCCUUAUCCGCGCCUAUUAAUAAAGUCCAAGUGACUCUUUAUCUGCACCUUUAACACAGAUCAACUGAAAGACUGAUUACCCGCAGAUAUUAUGAGGACAAUAUAUCUUUUAGCCAUUAUCUCCGUUCUCGUGAUACUCCAUGAAGUUGAAAGUGGAUUAUACGGUUCCAAGCAGAAUGCUAAGUAUAACAAAACGAAUCAGAAAUUUACAGAAUCAGCAGCGUCCAAGAAUCAGUCACAACCGCUUCCAGGUCGGAAAAUAAUUGUAUCAGCCUGGGGAAUCAUCGGACUAAUUGUAGGCGCUAUCAUAUUUAGUACAAUAACUUACUACAUCUUUCUACUAUACCCAUAUAUAUGCAAAAAGGACGCGAGCUAUGACAUCAUAGAAUUAACGGAUGUUAACUCUGUGUCCACUGUUAGUGACAAUGUUAAUGUUAACAAUGUACCACGUCCAUUGAGAGCAUUUUGCGACUCAAAUGAUGUAUCAAAUGACGUAUCAAAUGACGCACCAUUAAAACGAUAAGCCUGAAAAGAAAA
Messenger RNA from Mycetomoellerius zeteki, 620 nucleotides. RefSeq lists its product as uncharacterized. The record is from RefSeq and is a predicted model, not a curated record. Lineage: Eukaryota; Metazoa; Arthropoda; Insecta; Hymenoptera; Formicidae. The coding region runs from base 175 to 606 and encodes 143 amino acids. The transcript is spliced from 2 exons.